AUGGUUCUCGCUUUUAGGAUAGCAUUUACACGGUUAUUACAUGCGUUGUUGCCCGUCGAAAGCUGGCCAUCUGUACGAUUGUCGUGGUCAAGACUCGUCAGCGAGCGUUGUCUGGAACGACAACCAGAUUACUGUAAUUUUGUACGCGUCUAUGGUGAGGCUACUGCUAAGAAAGUCUACGAUGCCCAUGUGAACGAGGCUAGAGAGCACUGGAUGGCAGCUAGGUAUGAAGAAUCUCGUAAUCUAGACUUCCCCAGGUACAUCAGAAUGUUCAGACUCCGCGCCCUGCUGCCGAAUUUGCCACGGGUAUUUGCUACACUUCUUGACAAGUCUGAUGUUGCUCACUUGAGUUGGCCAGCUGCCAAUCAUCUGAUCCACUCUCACCCCUUGUUCGACGAGUUCUUUCAGCCACUUGGACAACUUGGCAAGCAGCUCGAUCCACUUCCAUCGGAUUAUGAAAGACGAAUGUCGCAGUCCACAUUGAUUGACCAUCGAAUACCAGCUGAGAUUCUUCUCCGCCAUGAAGCACGACUGGCAUUCGAGGGCUACAAGCAAGCCCUGGAAACGGAGCAGCGCAAAGAACGUCUUGAAGAGGAGUUCGAAUUUCUGCUUUCCGAUACUCCUCAGGUGACACCUGGGAAGCCAUUACAGGAUGUCAGCAUAUUUCUGCAGGGUUACCCAGCCUACGAUGCAUUACCGCCGAGUCAAGCCGCAAUGGUGUAUGAUCGUUUUCAACACGAUUUGCUGAAGCGUGCCGAGAUAGAAUUUCGUGAAUGCCUUCUGGAAAACAUCGAACUGUUUGUGACGGGGGCGUUCGCAUCCUACCGUGUGCGAUUCGAUAGUGAGCUGUUUCCGAUAUCAGAGCGGGAAAUGCUGCGGAUCAAGGAGUUUCUUCAAGACGAUUUCAGAUAUCGGCAACUGUCGCGAUUAUUCGAGCACCGAGACUCGCUCGUACGCAACUUCAUCACAUUCCUCGCUCGGCCGAAAGUGAAUGAAUGUCCAUCCAUGAACAGUUGCGCUCAGCUGGUCAUCCAUGACGCCAUCGCUAUCUUUUUUCAGAAGAAGAAGCAAUGUAACGUGUCUAUCAACCACGUGGUCGACAUUUCCGUGCAUGGCGAGAUGGCAAUGGUAGCGCAGUUCAUAACGGAUAUGAAUGUAUUGCUGAGAAACGAACCGUUUCCUACCGGAAAUGGUCCAGCUACCAUUCGCUGUUAUGGUGCCGAGGAGGUGGAUGAUGACAAGGCCUAUGAUAGAACUCAGUUGUUCUUGUUAGUUGUUCAUUCACAGGGAGUGAAUCUUGCUGAAAACACGUGCGGUAUCUUCAUCGGAGCCGGCUCGGCAGAUUCUGAAGGGUGGCUGGAGCCGCGGCAGCGACUGCAGCAACGAGAUCAACUUUUGCGGAUUUGCGAUACGGUAUGCGCAUCACAGCUUGACAGAAGGGGCGCUCUGAAGAUACAGCUCUCAGUUCUUUGUGGUGAUCCGCUUUCUCUUGACACACUAUUGAUAGCGGUGCUUGGUGUAGAAAGUGAAUCGCUUCGAGCUGUUCGUGAUCCGAAUCAGAUUGGAGCUGGUAUUAUUCCGAUAGAUGUGCACUGGAAUUCACAACGAUUCGCUGUCGAUCUGCAUCUUGGAGCUUAUCAUUCUUGGCUUACGGCCAGAACGGCCAGCUCUACCCAUGGUCAUAUCGUGGUUUAUUCUGCAAGGUUAGUGCUAGGGCAACUUGAGCCUGUUUAG
This is a messenger RNA of Cooperia oncophora, 1734 nucleotides long. Lineage: Eukaryota; Metazoa; Nematoda; Chromadorea; Rhabditida; Trichostrongylidae. The record is from the annotation of a GenBank genome assembly.